GGGAGAUGGUGGGCCAGCUGGCCCGCGGGCCCGCCUGUCGGCUACCGUCACUGGCCAUCCUGGGCCUGUGCCUCGCCGGCCGGCGCGCCCAGCUGCCGCGGCCGCCCGGUGGCGCCACCUACAUUAUCAACCCGGCCGGCGACCUGGUCAACACGGAGCAGCGCAUGGGCCCGUUCCUGGCGGAGCGCGGCUGGAGCGGUAUCGUGGGCCGGCCGCCGACGCUUAAGGAGUUCGCCGCGGCACUGACCGACGGCCAGAUCUUAGCGUACUGCGGCCACGGCUGCGGCAGCCAGUACCUGCCGGCCGAGAAGCUGCGCUCGCUCACGUGCAACGCCGUGGCGCUGCUGUUCGGCUGUAGCAGCGGGCAGCUGGUGCAGCCCGGACCCACCGUCGACCCCUACGGCGCCGUCUACGCCUACCUCAUGGCCAAUUGCCCGGCGAUUCUAGGUAACCUGUGGUCUGUCACGGACAACAUGCUCGACACCUACUCCAAAGCAGUUAUCGACAAGUGGACAGGCGCCGGCGACAACCCGAGCCUGCCCGAGGCCGUGUCCGCCGCGCGCGGCUCGGUCAGCUCCACCUUCAUGGCCGCCGCGCCCGUCGUCUACGGCCUGCCCGUCACGCCGGACGCCGCGCUGGACCGCACGACGCCGGACCCGGCCGCGUCCGACGGAGAGGAGCGCGCGACACCAGACCUGGCCACGCUCGGCGGAGAGGUCCUGGCGGCGGCCGGCCAGGGCCACGUGACCGUGCCACCAGGGGAGAGCGGCGAGCCGCUGGACGGCGGCGGCCGGGACGGCUCGGCCGGCUCGAAGCGCACCACCCGGGAUAAGGUGUCGGCGCAGCGCGAUGGGUCGUCCGGACGGGCACGGGCGAGGCAGGCCAAGCCGCCGCCGCCGGCGGCGCUGGCCGCCGGCCGCGGCCGCACUCGGCGGAGCGCACGCGAGACGUAGCGCCACACCACCGCCGUAGUACCGCUGUGGAGGGGGGGG
This is a messenger RNA of Pollicipes pollicipes, 992 nucleotides long. RefSeq names its product separin. Lineage: Eukaryota; Metazoa; Arthropoda; Thecostraca; Pollicipedomorpha; Pollicipedidae. The transcript has 4 exons. Bases 6 to 953 code for a protein of 315 amino acids. Gene Ontology annotation, molecular function: cysteine-type endopeptidase activity. The record is from RefSeq and is a predicted model, not a curated record. Gene Ontology annotation, cellular component: cytoplasm; nucleus; mitotic spindle. Gene Ontology annotation, biological process: meiotic chromosome separation; proteolysis.